AAGCUGGUGCAGGCGGCCCAGGGGGGCGACGUCGAGGCGGUGGGCGUGUACUUGCGCGAGGGCGGCGACGUGGAUGCUGCGGACCCCGACUUGAGCGGCUCGAUGCUCAUGUGCGCCUCCUCGGCCGGCCACGAGGAGCUCGUCACCGCGCUCCUCGCGGCGGGCGCAUCGGUCAACGUGCGCGACGAGAACGGGUGCACCGCGCUCGCGAUGGCCUGCUUCUCGCAGCAGCAGGUGACCGCGAAGAUGCUGAUCGACGCCAACGCGAUGAUUGACAGCCAGGACGUGCUCGGCCUCACCGCGCUCAUGGUGUCUGCCCUCUCCGGCGCUACCUCGAUGGUGCGCUUGCUGCUCAUCGCCGGCGCGGACACGCAGCUGCGCGACGCCGCCAGCCGCACCGCCUACGACUACGCGCAGAUCAACGGCCACCUGGCGGCGCGCAAGCUGCUG
Messenger RNA from Emiliania huxleyi CCMP1516, 450 nucleotides. RefSeq lists its product as hypothetical. The annotation marks the transcript as partial. The record is from RefSeq and is a predicted model, not a curated record. The transcript has a single exon. Gene Ontology annotation, molecular function: protein binding. Lineage: Eukaryota; Haptophyta; Isochrysidales; Noelaerhabdaceae.